Messenger RNA from Nicotiana tabacum (common tobacco), 7869 nucleotides. The record is from RefSeq and is a predicted model, not a curated record. NCBI's taxonomy places the organism in Eukaryota, Viridiplantae, Streptophyta, Magnoliopsida, Solanales, Solanaceae.
GUAGGGGAAGUUAAGAAGAAGUGAGGGCCCAAGCCGCCGCAGGAAUCGAUCUCAGAACCAUGAAAACCAACGCAAGAUUUUAAGAGGUGUGAACAUACUUACUAAGAAUUUUUGCCGAUGCGGGCGGGUGGCGUACCCCGUAGAUCCGCCCCUGUUUGAAGGGCGUUCAACUUAGUAGCCUCUGUGAGUUUCUUUAGAGAAGCUAAAUACUUAUAACUGUUCUUGAUAUUUGUUCUUUAUUCAAUUCAUUGCACUUUAUUCUAUCAGAAAAUGGUACACGCAGUACUGUAGAGUGUUACGUAGAAACCCUUCAAAUUUGUUAGCUAUAGAGUUGGGAUAACUUUUCCUUUGUAUGAUUAUUUGGGUGCUCAACCUUUAGUUUUUACAUCAUGGGUUUUGGGUUAUUACCAAAAAAAUCUUCUUUCAACCAGAUAAAUGAAUUGGGUUUAUUUGAAAGGCAGAUUUUUUAUAGAAAAGAAAGAAGCUUUUGCAGAAAGUAUAUUGGUGCUUCUUCAGUAGUAUUAAUGGAAGAUUCUGAUUCUUGUUCAAAUGGUGAAAGUGAAAGCAGUAUGGAAAAUGAAGCAGUAGUUGUUCCAUUAAGAAAAAUGUAUAGUUGCAGAGGGCGAAAACUGUCCUCAGUUGUUGCAAGAAUAUGCAAGUCUUUGAGUUGGGAAGUUGCAAAAGAUAUUCCUUUUAGAAAAGCUAUGAGGAAAUAUGGCUUUUCUCGUUCGAUAAAUGCAUUUAAUAUGAUUAUUCAUAUUUUCGCGUACGCGAGGAUGCAUAUGGAAGUCCAUGCCUUGCUUAAAGACAUUGUUUUCUACUUUCAGAAGGCUGGUUUUGACUUGUAUAAGAUAUUCCAUCUUUCUACUCUGCACACACCAUAUUGUGCAACAACUUCGGUUUUCGUGUCUGAUGUACUUAUCAAGGUGUUUUCUGCGAAUAAAAUGCUUGACUGUGCAAUUGAUGUUGUCACACAGGCAAGGAAAUUUGGGCUUCAACCAAGUAUUUAUUCAUGUAAUUUUCUACUAAAAUGCUUGGCAGAAGCAAGUAUGAAGGAGCAUCUUCUAAAUUUAUUUGAAGAAAUGAAAAGCUUUGGGCCAUUGCCUAAUGUAAGGACCUACACAAUCCUGAUUAACUUUUACUGCAAAAUCUAUCAAGGGAUAGAAGAAGCCAAAAAGAUUCUUGAAGAAAUGCAGAAAAGACAGAUUAGUCCUUCUGCUGUUACAUAUAGUACAUACAUUGCUGGACUUUGUAGAGUUGGAGAGGCUGAUUUUGCUCUGGACUUCAUUCGGGAUCUCAGAGAUAACAACAAGCCACUGAAUUGUUGCUGCUACAAUGCUAUUAUUUGCAAAUUUUGUGCUACAGGUGAAGUAAAUAAAGCUUUAAGCAUUUUUGGCGAAAUGAAGAGUUUUGGAAUUAUACCAGAUAUCCAUAGCUACAGCAUUCUGAUUGAUGGAUUCUGCAAAAGCCAGAACGUCGAGAAAGCUAUAAAGUUAAUUGAGGUGAUGAAAGCUAAUAACAUAAAGCCUACCGUAGUCACUUAUAGCUCACUUCUUAACGGAUUCUGCAAAAUUGGAGCGAUGGAAAUAGCUAUUAAAAUGUUUUAUGAGCUUGAGAAUUCUGGAUACAAAUAUGAUCAGACUGCUUACAGUAUCUUAAUAAAUGGAUUUUGUGCUCAAGGAAAUCUCAUUUCAGCCUAUAAGCUACUGGUGGAGAUGAUCAACAAUAAUUUGGCUUCGGAUGAUUCACAUUAUAAGCGAUUAAUUCGUGGUUUCUGCCAGAUGGACUCCUCUAAUAAAAUGAAGUAUUUAAGUAUGAUGGUACAAGAAGGUAACUUGCCUGAUACCAUUACCUGCAAUUUCAUUGUCAAUUGGUACUGUACUGAAGGGAGUGUGACAGAAGCUUUGCAACUGAUUGAUAGAAUGGUAAACCAAUGCAUCACAUCAAAUAGGUAUCUCUAUAAUGCAGUCAUUAACAGGCUGUGCAAAGAUGGAAAACCAGAAAAGGCUUUGGAAGUAAUUCCAAUAAUGCUUAAAAGGAACGCAUUGCAUGUUGCAAGUUGUAACACUCUUAUUGAUGGUUUUGCGAAACAGUCCAAUUUAAAAAAGGCUUAUAUGUUGCAUGAGAAAAUGCAAAAACUUAGGAUUAGUCCUGACAUCAUCACGUGGACAAUUCUUGUGAACAUAUUAUGCAUGACAGGACAAGUGGGAAAAGCCAAUGAACUUCUUAGGGAUAUGAUUAUGAUGGGAUUGAAUCCUGAUACCAUCUCUUAUACCUCCAUGAUAGCUGGCUUUUGUAAAAAUGGAUAUGUGAAUGAGGCCUUCAAAUUGUUCAAGAAAAUGCCACAUAUGCCUUCUGUUGUUACUUAUAAUUGCCUCAUUGAUGGAUGCUGCAAGGUAAAUAGAGUGGAUAAGGCUUUAAUGUUGUAUCGGAGAAUGCAAAAAGAUGGGGUUACUCCAGACAUUGUCACGUGCACAAUUCUUAUUAAAGGAUUAUGCAAGAGGAGCAAAGUGGAAAAAGCCUAUAAACUUUUCAGGGAAAUGAGACCGGAUCCUGAUAAGGUCGCUUACACCUCCAUGAUCGACGGCUUAUGUAAAAUGAGAUAUGUGAGUGAGGCUUUCGAAUUGUUUAAGGAAAUGCCGGCGAAUAUGCCUUCUGUUGUUACCUAUACUUGCCUGAUUGAUGGAUUUUGCAAGGAAGGCCGAAUGGACAAGGCAGAAAUGUUGCUAGAUGAAAUGCGAAGACAGAAUGUGUCUCCUGAUGUCAAAACUUAUAACAUAAUGAUUUAUGGAUACAAAAGACGUGGACAAUUGGAUCUAGCUUAUGAUAUGUUUUGGGAGAUGAUAGACGAAGGUAUCUUGCCCGAUGAUGUUAUCUUCAAAACCCUUAGGGCUGAAACAGAUACCAUGAUGCCAAAAUAAGACGGAAUUUGCUAAGCUCAGUCCAUAACAUGAGCUGGCUUUUGCAUGAUAUCAGUGAAAGUUUUACCUGGUUCACGCAUCUCAUCAGUUUUUCUUUGGAAGUGCUAACUGACAUAAAACCUGAUGUGAGAGCUUUAAUGCUGUAAGUUGCUGAAAAAGUUAGAAGGUCAUUAUGCUACAACUUUACAGAACGUUUACGGAAUCCCAGAUGGGGAAGAGCUGGGUUCAAGCUUUGCUAAGCUGAGUUUGGCUUUGGAAGCCCAAUCAGCUGUCCGAUUGGACAUGAAAUUAGUUGCAGAUGUUGGGGCUUUAGCUGGAGAGGUCUCUAAUCUGGACCAAACUGUUCUAGAACUCAAAGAACAAUUGACUCAUUCCGGAGAAAAUCGAAGGGAUAAGACUCCUAUGCAACAUGAAGGUGAACCAUCUGAUGAAAGGUCACCAAGAGAGAAGAGCCCUGCCAGUUAUAACCAUCACAAUUGCAAUUUCUCGAGGUGGUCGAGGAUGGAAUUCUUGAGGUUCAAUGGUGAAGAUCUGAAGUCAUGGCUAUUCAAAAUUGAGCAAUUCUUUUCCAUGGAGAAGGUGCCUGCUGAAGAAAGAGUGGAGGUGGCUGCAAUGCAGUUAGAAGGUGAAGCUAUACAAUGGCAUCUAGUAUUUAUGAGGUAUAGACAAUAUCUCAAACCAGCUACAUGGACUGAGUAUGUGAUGGCAAUGAUGGAAAGAUUUGGAGUCGACUUUGAUGAUCCUAUGGAAGAAAUUAAGAAGAUUAGGCAAACUGGUACUGUCAAAGAGUACCAAGCUGUUUUUGAAAAAAACUCUCAAGAGUUAAUCUGUCACAAGAGAAUGCCAUCAAUUGUUUUCUUGGUGGACUGAAACAUGAGUUGAAUAUUGCAGUAAAACUCACCAAUCCCACUAUCUUAUCUCAGGUGUACAAAACUGCUAGGAUUCAAGAGGCUUAUUUAGCUGCUAUUAGACAACCUUCAUUAGUCAGCUAUACACCAAGCAAUGCUCCCAGAAAGAUCAUGGAUCAGAGAAAUAAUAACAGAUCACUGUUACCAACUCCUAGCCAAGGUAAUGUUGUGACUUCUAAAGGAUUCAGUAGAAGAACACUAAGUAUAGAAGAAAUGAAUGAGAAAAGGGCAAAGGGGUUGUGCUACUUCUGCAAUGAGAAGUAUGUACUUGGGCAUAAGUGUAAGAAUGCCAAGCAGAUAUAUGUAUUGGAGUUAGAGGGAAUGGAGGAGAAUCAUGACACAGAGGUGGAGGGUGAACUGAUACUGCAAGAAGAAGAGUUCAAUCAACUAGAACCAGCUCAACCCAUAGAGCAAAUGGAGAUUUUCAUCCAUGCUCUAAAUGGUUCUUUAGGCUACAGAACUCUGAAGGUGACCGGGUAUCAUGCUAAAAAGGCCUUGAAUAUACUGAUUGAUACGGGGAGUUCACAUAAUUUUAUAGAUCCUGAUUUGGUUCAUCACUUGGAAUGUAAGAUCAGAUCAACUACUCCUCAAAUGGUGGCUGCUGCUAAUGGAAAUAUGAUGGUGGACAGAAUGUGUACCAUCACAUGGUUGUUGCAAGGUGCUGAGUUUUCAGCUGAAUUCCUACUACUACCACUAGGCUCUUGUGGGGUAGUAUUAGCAGUGCAAUGGUUGCUGACUCUGGGAGAUAUAAAAAUGAAUUUCAAGAAGCUAACCAUGGAGUUUUGGUACAGAGGAAAAAAGCAUCUUCUGAGAGGAGCUGGCAAUCAAGUCAAGGUUCAAGAAGCUGGAAGGAUAGCCAAACAUACAGGUAACACUUCUCAGUUAUGUAUGAUUCAAGUAGUGCCUAUGGAGAGUGUUGGAGAACAGUGGCAUUCACAUAAGGCUAAAGAGGAACCUAAAACAGAUGUUAGACUAACUCAAUUGUUAUCUGAGUAUUCUAAAUUGUUUGAGGAACCUACUGAACUACCUCCUUCUAGAGGUGUAUUUGACUAUAGAAUUGUGUUGCAAAGUGGCACUGAACCUGUGAAUAAAAGACCCUAUAGGUAUCCUUCUGUGAAAAAGGAUAUCAUUGAGGGACUAGUACAAAAGAUGCUUGAUCAAGGCAUCAUACAACCUAGCUGUAGUCCCUUUGCAUCACCAGUGGUCUUGGUAGGGAAAAAGGAUGGUACAUGGAGACUGUGUGGACUAUAGAGAUCUGAACAAAACACUGUGAAGAACAAGUUUCCCAUUCCAAUUGUGGAAGACUUGUUAGAUGAAUUAGGGGGGUCCAGAAUCUUUUCUAAGAUAGACUUAAGGUCAGGCUACCAUCAACUUAGAAUGGCAAGGGGGGAUGUGCCCAAGACUGCUUUCAGAACUCACUCGGGUCAUUUUGAAUACCUGGUUAUGCCUUUUGGCCUCUCAAAUGCUCCUGCAACUUUCCAAGGAUUAAUGAACUCUGUCUUUCACAAGUUUCUUAGGAAACAUGUAUUGGUUUUCUUUGAUGAUAUCAUAAUCUACAGCAACACUAUGGAAGAUCAUUUGAUUCACCUAAAGAUCUGUCUUUGUGGAGAUGAUGAAGCAUCAAUUAUUUGCUAAAAGGAGCAAGUGCUUCUUUGGAGUCCACAAAAUUGAAUACCUAGGCCACUUUAUUACAGCUGAAGAGUCUCUACUGAUCCCCACAAAAUAGAAGCUGUGAGGAAUUGGCCUACACCAACCACUCUCAAACAGUUGAAAGGAUUUCUAGGCCUAGCUGGAUACUACAGGAGAUUUAUCAAAGGUUUUGGUGUGAUUUGCAAACCAUUAACUGAAUUAACCAAGAAGAACAAUUUCAAAUGGUCAACAAUUGCUGAUGCAACCUUUGUUGAACUGAAGGAGGCCCUUACUCAGGCACCUGUCUUAGCUUUUCCUGAUGCCAGCAAGGCAUUCAUUGUGGAGACUGAUGCAAGUGGCUCUGGGAUAGGAGCAAUGCUCAUGCAAGAAGGGCAUCCAAUAGCUUUUAUUAUCAAAGCUCUAUCACCUAGACAUGCUGCUUUAUCUGUCUAUGAUAGGGAGCUAUUAGCUGUUGUUCAUGCAGUUUCUAAAUGGUCACAAUAUCUGCUGGGAUAGAAGUUUAUUAUAAGGACUGAUCAGAAGGCUCUGAAGUUCCCUUAUGGAGCAGAAACUGCACACUAAUUCUCAACUGUUAUGGUUAACAAAAUUGAUGCCUUUUGACUACUCUAUAGAAUACAAGAAAGGAGUGGAGAAUAAAGUAGCUGAUGCCCUUUCGAGGGUCACUGGUGCUGAACUAUUAGCACUAAUGCUAUCACCUCAUGACACUGAUCUGUUCCAAAACAUAGUAUCCAGUUGGAAUUCAGAUUCUGAGUUUUAGCAACUUAUUGCAGAACUUCAACAUAAUCCUGAUACUCACAAACAGUACACCUGGACACAAGGCCAACUAAGGAGGAAGGGCAAACUGGUGAUUGGGAAAGUUCCAGAACUAAGAAGGGAAAUCAUGACAGCUUGGCAUGCUAGACCUCAAGGUGGUCACUCAGGGGUUGAAGCUACAUUAAGGAGGUUGGUGACAUUGUUUUACCGGAAGAUAUAAGGAAGGACAUAAAGGAAUUUGUCCAGAAAUGUGAUGUAUGUCAAAGGAACAAAUCAGACUUGGUUGCUUAUCCAGGCCUAUUGCAACCACUACCUAUACCAGAUGUAAUUUGGUCACAGAUCAACAUGGAUUUCAUUGAUGGGUUGCCCAAGUCAAAUGGAUGUGAAGUAAUCUUAGUAGUGGUAGACAUGCUAAGCAAAUAUGGUCAUUUCAUUCCACUCAAACAUCCUUACACUGCUCAGUUAGUUGCUAAGUUUUUUCUUGAUACAAUAGUUAAGCUACAUGGGAUGCCUGAUGCUAUUACAACUGAUAGAGAUGCUGUUUUCUUGAGUUCAUUCUGGCAGGAGCUAUUCACACUCCAAGGAGUACAGUUGCACACCUCAUCAGCCUAUUACCCUCAAUCUGAUGGGCAGACUGAGGUCCUGAAUAGAAGUCUUGAAACUUACUUGAGUUGCUACUGCAGUGAGGAUGCUAACAACUGGUUUUCCUAUUUACCAAUGGCUGAAUAUUGGUAUAACACUUGCUUCCAUUCUGCCAUUCAGACUACCCCUUAUGAAGCAUUAUAUGGCAGACCACCCCCCUUGCAUUUACCAUAUAUACCAGGAGAAUCAGCCUCUGCUGAAGUAUUGAUCAAUAGAGAACUCAAGCUAUUACUGCUUAAACAUCAUCUGAGAAGAGCACAACUUAGGAUGAAACAACAGGCAGAUUCUCAUAGAAGUGAUAGACAAUUUGAAGUUGGAGACUGGGUUUAUUUGAAGGUCCAACCAUACAAACAAGUAACUAUUUCAAAUCAUUCCUCACACAACUUAGCUGCAAAAUUUUAUGGUCCAUUUCAGAUUAUUAGAAGAAUUGGUCCAGUGGCCUAUACUCUAUUGCUACCUGCUGGGGUGAAAAAUCAUCCUACAGUUCAUGUGUCUUUGCUGAAAAAGUGCCAUGAAGUGCCCUCACAAAUCUCUUAUCCCCCAGUUGUUGAUUUGGCAAGCCCUUACUGCCCUGAUCCUGAGUUGAUUUUGCAAAGGAGGAUGAUCAAAAGAGGUAAUAAGGCUGUUGCACAGGUUCUAGUCAAAUGGCAAGGAUUGCCUGCUGAUGUUGCUACGUGGGAAAUUGCUACUAUUUUACAGACUAGAUUUCCAUUCUUUGAUCCUUGUGGGCAAGGAUCUUCUAUUGGAAGGGAGUAAUGAUACACGAUUAUUAGAAGAGCAGUUAGUUGGGAAAUUCAAAAGGUAGUUAAGGCAGUUAGUGGGAAUUCAAAAAGUAGUUAGUGUUAGUUAGAGUUUGUUACAAGAGUUAGUUGGAGUUGUUAGUUGGAAGAAUCUGUUAGAAAUCUAUUAGAAGCUCGAUCAUUUCAUACAAUGUAAUAGAUAUAAAUACAUUUGUAAUCAACAAGUUACAUAUGUGAAAAGAUAUACAAUUCCUA